AUGCUUACAUUCCCACGUAAAGUAUACGCUAUUCUUCUUGAGCAAGACUCGGCUCUAGGAUUAUAUAAUUCUAACGACUCGUUGGGUGGUGUCACUUUCGUAUUUCCACACCUAUUAGUUAAUACACCGAACUUUUUUAUUCCACGUUUUUCACAAUCUGUUGUGGGGGGAAUCAAGCAAGUAAUGGACGCGUUAAAUAGUGAACGAAAUAAACCGGUACUAUCGAAAUCCACAAAACAGAAUCUACGAAGGAAGGAGCAACGACACAUAAAAAAGGCAAGACAUGAGGGACCCACCAUACCCGAUGCCGACGACAACCAGCACACCGCACCCGAUUCUAAUAAUGGUCAAGAUAACGAAAGAUUGGAUUUAUUCUACGACCCAAAAAAACACAAAACGCAAGCUGAGACUCGCGUACUUAAAAAAGAAGAAAUCCGCGAAUAUAUCCGGUCAUAUUGGGUUUCCGAGGACUUCAAUCCUGAAGAUCUUAAAUCUACCUAUACAUCGCAACCGUCCAUGUUGUUUAGUCCAAGGUCUACAUUUGUCGAAAAACUUUCGGAAGAUAAAUAUCGAAGGCAUAUUACCGAAACAAAUUCGAUAGAUUUAAUCACCAAUGACAAAGAAUUUUCGAUACCUGCUAAAUAUUUAGAGUUAUUGGAGGUUGAUAUUUUUCAUGUUAGAGAUCCUUUAGAUCCACCCUCUUCGGAAUUAUGGGAAAGGUUCGGACAGUGGGCAGGUUUUGAAAAGAUUAAAAAAUUUCGACAUCAUUGCCGGCGCUUGUGGAAAAAAACAAAGCAUGCGUACGAACAGCAUAUAGAAUCCCUAAAAAAUCCUAUGGAGCUUUAUGAUAUCCCAAAUGUGUUCUUACGCCAUACGAAUGACAAACUUUUUAUUGCGGAUGAAACAACUAAGAAGGUCGCGGGUGAUAUCCAUCUAGAUGGUUACAAGUACGUUUCUAAACCUUGGUGUUUUAAAAAUGCGGUUGGUGAAACGAUGAUAGAUUUCUUCAACCUCGACCUCGACAACUACCUGAUCAUAAGGACUGCACGAGUGAUAGACCAGUAUUAUAAACAUAACCUUAGUGAACCUUCUCAUCGAUCUAACCAAUUUAUCAAAGAUUUAAUAGAACAUUUCGGUUGUUUUACUGAUAAUAACAAUCUACCCUAUGUUGCCUCAAAUACUGCCUCUACACAUUCUCAGGAGCAUCGUAAGUGUGUUCAAGAUUUGAUCCGAGGACUUCAGCCACUUUCCGAUGCAGUGAACGAUUAUCUUAACAACGCAUAUCCGGCAUUAUACAUCAAAAUGAAAAAACUUGAUCUCGGUUCCAAUGUUCCUAAAUCUUUUGGAGCCUUUCCCACAAUUAGUAUUAACUUUAACAGCAUAUGUCAAUUUCAUCGAGAUCUGAAAGACCAUCGUAAUACACUCUGUGUUGUAUGCCCUCUCGGAAUGUUUGAGGGUGGGCAUCUAGCAUUUCCAGAACUAAAGUUGGCAGUUAUGGCGAAGCAAGGACAGGCAAUCGCUUUUCGGUCGCAUCUCUUAAUUCAUGGGAACCUUCCAAUAACGGCUGGGUCAAGGCAUAGCGUUGUCUUCUAUAUACACGACACCGUU
Messenger RNA from Paraglomus brasilianum, 1608 nucleotides. The record is from the annotation of a GenBank genome assembly. NCBI's taxonomy places the organism in Eukaryota, Fungi, Glomeromycota, Glomeromycetes, Paraglomerales, Paraglomeraceae.